CAGGCACACAUUUGGUACAGCUGACAUGCAUGACGUACGAAAAACACAUGUAACACCUCUGGUCCACUUUAUCAAUGUAGGCUAGUACUCAUAGGCCUGCUACAUGUUAGGGCAUAUGCGUGACACCACGUACGUAGUGAAGAGAUUGCAUUCCAACAUUUAUGUAUAUUCGAGUGCACUAGGCCCUACACUUACUUUUAUUUGUUUACGUCCAUAAUAUCAUAAUUGAUAUUUACAUGUACAUGUAGGCCUAUUCAGUGCCAUGAUGGCGACAGAGUCUAAAACUGAAGACAGGAUGGAAGAUGACAGUAGCCGGAGUAGGGUGGGAAUUGGCCUAGGCCUAACCACGUUACUUCAGCACUUACAAGAAUUGGCUGAUCGAAUGAAGCAUGGACAUUUUCCUUUUCAAGAUAAAGAUGUCAGUAUUGUUGAAAGUCUAGCAAAGGUUAUUCAGCAACUGGAUGAAGAGCGCAAAAAAGUACACUCAUUUCUUGAGACAGAGACCAUCAAUUCCAGUAUACUGAGACAUCAGUUGCAGUUUUUCCCUGGUAGUGUGUACAGUGAAAUUAGCUUUGCGGUUCAAUCAGCUCGGCAAUCUAAUGCUGAUGAACUGAAUGUAUUGCAGGAAAAGUUGCAAGCUCUCAAUCAAGAUAUCAGUCGCCUUGAUGAACAUCAGAGAAAGCUGACCAGACAGAAUGCCAUUUUGCAUCCAGAACGAGACAUGGUGAGAACACAACACGAAGAGGUGAUUUCCCAGCUCAAUCAGCGUAUGGCAGAUAAAGCCAGUAAACAGAUUGCACUUAAUGAAACCAGGGAUGAACUGAGAGAUGCCAAUCAAAAAAUUGUGGACCUGGAGACAGGGAUCAUGAUUUUAAAAGAGGAUAUGAUCCAAGAAAGAGCUGAUGCCCGCAGAGAAAAGAAGCAUCUUAAGCAGUGUGUGCAUGACACUACAAAGAAAACCAAAAGACAGAAGGAGGCAAAUAUGGCAAAAAAGAAGGAGCUAGAUAUACUGAAGGAAGAAUUGGUUGUCAGUGAAAAUGAACUGUCUGAUAUUAGAAAGAUUAUUCGUAGACACGAGGCCAACAAAGCACGCUAUGAAAAUCAGCAGUAUUCUUUCCAGGAUCAGCUUGACAGAGAGCAGAAAGAAAAUGCUGAUCUUAAAGAAAGAGGGUUUGAGCUUGGAAAUCAAUUGCUACACAUGGAAAAGCAACACCUUGUAAAAAAAUCACAGUUGGAACAAGGUCUGAUGGAGCUGGAUAUUGAAAUGACACAAACACAUGAUGAACUUGAUGAAUUGGAACAAAAAUGGCAUCAUCUCAAAGAAGAAAUUGAAGAGGCAUCAGAGAAUCAAGAGAUCAGUGGAUGUAAAGUGCGGGAUCUUGACAAUGUUUUACAAACAAAGAAGGAAGAUCUUACAAUGAAGGCUAACGAGACAGCACGUAUGAAACAAGAAAAUGAUGAAAUGGAAUUACGUAUGAAGCAACUUGAAGAAAACCAUCAAGUCACCGUUCAACUACUAGGCAAGCAGAUUAAUGACUACCGAGACAUUCUGACAAGGGAAAGGAAGGAACGUUUUGACCUGCAAGAGAAACGUGAUAAGUUAACAAGAGAAAUUGAUGACUUUAAACUUGCAUUUGGCAAGUUCAUGUCAGAGAUGAAUCAGCGAAUCAACCACGCAAAGCAUGAGCAAGAAGACCUUUCAAAUGAAGGUGCUUUGCUGCAAAAGGAUCUCCACACAGACCUUGCUACAACUCAGGUGCUGCACACAGAUGUAGGAAAGUUAACAGAGACCUUCAAUAGCAUGAUCAACAAUCUUGAUACAUCUAUUAGCACCCUGCAGCAAAGAAAGCAUGAUUUGGAGCAGGUUCUUCUUGAUAAACAUACCCGGAUUAAGGAUAUCACUCCAUCAUAUGAUCAACUUGAAAUGCAGUUUGAAGAGAGGACAAAAGAUUAUGAAGAUAAGAAAAAAAGCGUUGUUUCUUUGAAAAACCAGAAGAACAGUCUUGAAGAUGCUACUGCCCGAGGCAAGAGAGAAAUCGUAAAACUUAGCAACCCUUCGGUAUGUUCCUCUUGGGUUGUUUUGAGACAGGAGCUCAAACACCAACGGACUAGAGCCCUCUCAAAGAUGAAGGAACAGGCAAAAGAACACCAGCAAAUUGAAGAAAAUAUUUUUAAAACUGGUAAAAAGUUAACCACAGUCAUGCAGGAAAAUGACAAGUUCAAAAAGGGCAUCAACAAACUGGAGGGAGAAUGUGACUCCAUUGUGCAACAAAACAACAUCAACUCUGCCUUAAAGGGUAAUCUGACCAGUGAAUUAAUUCUCCAGAGAGACAGGCUUGUUGAAGGAUGGGAAAAGGAAAAACUCAUGCAGAAAGAGUCCUCUGGUCGAGAUCGCAUCCUUCUUGAUGACAUUACUGAUCUGCAGAAACGCACUGACAAGCGGGAGCAAAACAUUGCACAUGUCACCGAGAGGCUGCACAAUGAACUAAUUGUUCUUGCUCACUUCCUCACUGAUGUUGCUGAUAGGAGACCUAAAAAUACAAGGCAUGGAAGGAAGACUCUCACAGACUCCAGACCACCUACUAUGUUGGAAUUCUACCUGGAAUCGCGCCAGCAAUUGGCAUUGCAAUCCUCCCAUUCAUCUUCUGAGGAAAAUGCUGAUGUUAAAGACUGAAAGAUGAAUGCAUGUCAUUGAAUAUUAUUUCUAUCACUGUAAUGUUGUGGGAGCAAUUGACAUAACAAAGCUUUUAGAAUACCAGAUGUGUUCAAAACAAUCAGUUUUUUUUAAGUGCAAACUCACCACUUUUUGAUGAUGCAUUUUCUGUUGUAGUAUGCCAGGAGGACAUGUUUUUCUACCCUUACCUGUAGUAGAGGAUUUGCUUGUUUGAUUGAAUAAAACUUUACAUUAAAUAUUUUGGAACAGUAAUACAUAGGAGCAGUGGCAUGAAUCUGUGCUAGAAAUUGGAGGGGGUGCAUAUUGGGAAAGGUAAGGGGAUGACUCCUCUGGCCAUAAAUAUUUGAAAAGUUGGGGAUGGGGGAACACCAUAUGACUCAAUAUGGCCAUUGUUCUUGAUGUUGCUGUAAAUCUGUACUGUAAGUGCUAUUGCUAUUACCACAUCUAUUUUCACUAUGCUAGAAAGGCAUUGUGGGAAGGGAAAAAGGAGCAAGCAUUGUCCCAUUUCCUGAACAUACUGCUUUUCUACCAUUGUGCAGAGUCACAUAGGUGGUAUUAGCCACAAGGCUUAUGCAUUCCACAUGGCAUAUUUAUGGCGUCUUAAAAUUGUUCUCCCUUUUUGAGUGAUAUCUUCUCAAUCCCGUUUAAUUAUUUUUCUCACCACCAAAAAGGUGGAGGAAUGAUGGAAUAGCCCACCUCCACCACCAUCUCAAUAAAAGUGGGGGAUAUUAUGCUCCCACCCUCUGGGAUUGACGCCCUUGCAUUGGAGAGUGAUUAAUACAGGUCCAACUGGUCGGACAGAAAAAUUCUAUAGUUUGAAAGGUAAAGAAAUGUUUGUGAAAGAUGUUGAAAAAAAAAUGAUGAAAAAAAUGUUUGUGUUCUAGAAAAUUGCACAGUUAACUGUACUGAAAAUUCCUGAUUUUGUUUUUGUCACACAGAAAAACAAAAUUUAAUGUUCUUAUACCCUGUCUGUAUUCUCAUUUCAUGCUCUGAUUAUUUCAGCUUUUGUUUUUUUUUUUUUACCUUUUCUGAUCCCAACUUUUUCAUUCUUUGUUACAUUCUUUCCUAUUCACAUUUUUGGAGGGAUGGAUUGAUGCAGAUUUAAGCCCUACUAUGCCCCCAGUUAUCAUCAUUCUGUUUUCUUCUAAUUCAUAAGUCAAUUUGCCUUGAAAUGAAAAAUAUUUUAUUGAAAUAAAGCAAUUUCAAAGGCUUAGUUUAUUUCAGUCUCAUUUAUCCACUGCAUUAACAGUUUGACCUGUAUCAUGAUCAAUAGGGCAUACAUGUGUCAUAAUUAAAAAGAAUUUUAAAGCAUAAAAGUAACGAAUGAACGAGAAAAAAAGAACUUUCACUUACAUCUGUUAAUAAAUUUCUGUUAAAGUUUCCCAGAUAACGAUUUUGCAAUGUUUCUUCACCAAAUCUGGUGUUGACUUGGCACUUUCUGUGGUUUAGACCAGUCUGUUGGGCAAAGUUUGUUACACCCUUUUGCUGUUCUGUAAGUGGUACAUGCCGAUGUUGAGUUUUCAACUCAUGAGAUUCCCUACAUUAAAUGAAAUGUGCUGUUUGUACCUUGUUUGCAUGUAAGCAUAUACUGUAUGUGCUCUAUUAAAAAGGGGAGAAAAUACAUUUUGCAAACAACAAAAUUCACAUGUAAAAAUAUUGCAUUUUUUAUGACCAUUACCACGGCUGUCAAGAGCUGCAUCCACAGUGCCUACCUUUAUGUAAAACUUUGUUAAUAGGUUAUUUGGAUUCAGUGACUUCAUCAAGAAAUGUACAUAAGGUUUGCUAUGUCAGCCCGUUAUUAGGUUUUGAAUUACAACAUGCCAAACUGCCAUUGUCUGCCAAUAGAUCAUACUUACAAAUUCUAAUUCUCCCAAUUUAGUAUAUGUUUUUCUGUUUUUAUUUGGGUUUGAGUUAAUUUGUGUGUGUGUUUAUAGCUUUUUGCUUCUGAUAACUUUUUCUUCCACACUUACAUGAAGAAGAGAGUCAAAGUAUGAUGUCAGAAAGGUGUCAUUACAAAUCACAAGUUAACUUUACAUUUACCCAAACUGUGAUGUGUUGAAUGGAAUGGGCUUUUGUCUCUUUUGUGUAUUUUUGUUUUGACUAAUCUCCUUGAAUUGGAAAUGUUGAAAUUUCAAAAUUGAGAUUAAUAUGCACAUAGGUUAAUAUGUUUCGUGAAGGCAUCACCAACAUCAUGUAAAUACUGUAUAUACACAUAAGUGAUGUGAUCAAGCAAAUUGAGUCAUUUGUAGUUCCAAGCCUAUUUGUUGAAUUUCAUUGCUUCAAAAGGUCUAUGCUGUCAACUUCAUUUCUCUUAAAAUCCCAACCAUGAGACAACUUUGAAAUCAACAAUAGCAGAAGUUGAAACAUGAAAAGAUUCAAGUUAGGGCAUUUUAUUCUGAGACCUUCUUUCAAAUGAAGAUUCCAGGAAUGACUCAUUGUGCUCGAUCACAUCACAGAUGUGGCAUAGCAGUGUAUUCAGGGUUUUCGACAUGGGGUGAGUAGAGAGGGGUGUGCCCCAUUUAUGUUUAUGGUAGUCACCUUAUUUGACCUUUAUUGCUAUGCAGUUUUGAUGACAGUGCUGUGAGGUAUCAUUAAAUAUAUCAUGACAAUGACAACAAA
Messenger RNA from Acanthaster planci (crown-of-thorns starfish), 5293 nucleotides. RefSeq names its product coiled-coil domain-containing protein 175-like. The record is from RefSeq and is a predicted model, not a curated record. Lineage: Eukaryota; Metazoa; Echinodermata; Asteroidea; Valvatida; Acanthasteridae.